AUGGACUUCCAGGGGCAGAAAUUGGCAGAGCAGCUCUGUCUAUACAUCAUAUGCAUCGCUGGGGCGGUGGCAUUCGCGCUGGGAUGGGUGCAGGGCAGCUUCGCGCUGAUGAUGAAGGUUUAUGGGAGCGGCGUGGCGGUGGCGAUGGUGGCCUGCGUGCCAGACUGGCCCUGGUUCAACCGGCAUCCACUCAAGUGGCUGCCAAAAUCCCCUCAGCCACUUGAGCAGAAAUCUGCAGGGCAGUCAACCACAUCUCAGCAACGAAAGACAAGAUGA
Coccomyxa subellipsoidea C-169 is the source of this 276-nucleotide messenger RNA. RefSeq lists its product as hypothetical. Lineage: Eukaryota; Viridiplantae; Chlorophyta; Trebouxiophyceae; Coccomyxaceae. The transcript has 2 exons. Gene Ontology annotation, cellular component: endoplasmic reticulum membrane; signal peptidase complex. The coding region runs from base 1 to 276 and encodes 91 amino acids. The record is from RefSeq and is a predicted model, not a curated record. Gene Ontology annotation, biological process: protein targeting to ER.